AUGAAACUGCAACUCUACCUCCUUCUGCUCACCGCAAUCGUUUUGGGUACCGCGAUGGACGGCGCCAGGGUGAACGCAGCAGACAGUAGACGUUCUCGUGUGGCGGAGCAGAUUCCAUUGAAUUUUAUUCGAGGCGGUGGUCGCUGGGGUGGCGGUGGUGGUCGUUGGGGUGGCGGCGGUGGUCGCAGGUGGUGAGCCCCAGUGUAGCUCCUGAGGCCCAUAGUAUUCACGUUUCCCCCUUCCUCUGUUGGACCUGCUAAAUGCUAUCGUUGUUUGAAUAAAUUUUGACAGAAAAAUUAUCACCUCUCCUGUUGCACAGACUCCUUCCGUCCUUGGCUUUUGUUUAAGACUGAAUGGGGCCCACUACUGAUGAUUACAAUUAUCGGUCUAUUCUGAGAAGGCCUUAGUUACUGGCCACGUACAGUUCGUGACCUAUCUGCUGAAAUGCCACGAACUGUGAACUUAAAUCGCUGCAGCGCACGAUACUGCCACUCCGCAUCCACGAAAGUUAUACUGCGUAAAAUCUACGACCGAGCUUCAAAACAAGGCAUAGUUUGGUUCAGAAAGCACUAUGUAUUGACUAAGAACUAACUUAUUUUAGGAAAAUUCACCAAAUCAAAAAUCGACUGUAUGGGAGGCCAACUAUUCAGAGUCUAAUAUAACUGUCAGCAGAGAAGUGAAAUUUCACACAACGACAAAAAAUUGAAAAGCAGUAACAAAUACAACGUGUUAGUACUUUGUUGAUUGUUCUUUAGCUUUUAAAGUUGCUGUAAGGCGGGAGGGCAUGUUGACUACCAAGUUGUCUAUGGUGGUUUGGCCUAUGUAAUUAAUAAGCAAAAAUACCAACUGCUGUCCCAUAGAAAUAUGUUUCCUUGCCUUGUCCCCAUUUCUUCCGAUUGGUGCAAAGAGAUUUUCGAUAGGAUUUAGGUCCGAGCAGUUGGCGGGGAUAAAAAUGCUUCGAAGGCCGCAGACAAAGAGGCUGGCUGUGGUCUAAAAUAUUAUAUUAUAGUCGUAAGCUCAAUUAGAAACAUAUCUCCUUUGAGCGGUGGACAGGGGCAUUAUUCUGCAUUAUUACAGUGUCCAUUCGACGUCUAUGAAUGCCGUUGUAACCGAAGGCAUCCUUUACGAUGCCGAUGAACUCCUUGCUAUUUAUCGUCUUCGCUGUUGAACGCCGGACCGGUCGCUCUCCGAAUUUGAUGGCCACCUAAACCAUCAGGCGUCGACAGUUCUUGAAAGUUGGCGUCGGCAUAGUGUGCUCUCGUUGAAAGUUCCUCUCACAUAUGACCACCUGGGCCAACUUCGGAGGCUUGUCUAAAAAUAAGAUCUCAUCACAAAAGUAAAUGCUCUUCCAGAAGGAAAGUCUGUGAUCAAUAUAUUUUUGAGCAAACAAAAAACGUUCUCUAAUAAGUUCUCUACUUAAGAAUGGCUUUGUCAUGGCGUUUUGCUGACGGAGACCGAAUUCUUUCAUUCUUUUUUCAAAUUAUAUGCAAAAAAACAUUGACAGGUGUUCCCUGUAAAUAGCCUUAAGGGGCAUAUAAUGAUAUGUUUGCGUAUAAUGGCAGCCAGCAGAAACCAUUUCUUGCAAGUGGCCAGUCGUCUAGUUUGGUUUGUACACACUUGACACGAGUACGAAUCCCAUAUGAUCCCUGGUGUGUGGUUGACUAAGGACAGGACUACGGACAGGGGAAAUAAGACCAGUCCCGUAUGUAAUUCAUCUAUCAGACUAGAUCGUUGAACGCCUCUACCAUGUGAUGGGUGCAAGAGCACUUGUUUUUUUUCAAAAAAUACCACGAGACACUGUGACACCCUGGCACAAGCCCCGUCAUGCCCUAAAUUUCCCUACAGCGGCAAAUAUAUUAGGUUCCGGUGAGUACAGUGCAAUAGGAGAGAAGGGGAUUCUAGGUCCUCGCAUCGGAAGAAUGCCAUUUUCGCCAGUGCUCUUCCAAUGAGAAUUGGCAGGAAAAUCAAGUUCUUGACAGAAUGCCUUUAGUCAGGCUCGUUUGAUAGGAUAGGUUUGGGCUACUUUGGGUAAACAGACGAUUUGUGAGCAUGCCAGGAUGCGCUGAUGAGUGCUUGAUUGCUGGUCAUUGAAACAUCUGAUUGUUACAAGCAUACGAAUAGCAGCAGAGGUCUGUGGUAGAAUGGAAGGUCAAAGGGUUCGACUGGUUGAAAUGUCAUCUGUGAAUUUGCGGACUGUCAGAAAGCGGCGCAGCAGUUUUAAAGCCCGUCGAUUUUCGGCUCUGUUCAAAACAUAUAAUUUCGCUUUUUGUAACCAACUCAAGGCAAUAAGUGGCCGGAGAUUGAUAAGAGUUUUAAUCCCUUUCCCAGGGCCUAAAACUACCUCCGCACAAGAUAACGACGAGUGUUGUUGGUCCUUCAAGAUAGAUAGGAAUGAUAGCGUCGAAAAUUUACGCAAUAAGGCUUCUUGUUUCAUAGAACCUAUCUUAUUUCAAUAUAUACAUGCGUGUAAUGUAUGUAUGAAACGUAUUAUACCGUAUAUGUAUGUAGAUAAGUUGGUACCGACAAAGACAAGGGAGACCGGAGUGGAUAUGUCUGGCUUAUUCGCCGCCGUCGGUACCACUUUUUCUACAUACAUAUAUGGUUAAUGGCUAUGCGAAUGCCUGUAAGAGUUCUAGUUUGAGCCCUAAGGCACAUCGGGAGAAGCAUGUUACGUAACCUGAUCGGUGAGCGCCCAUCUACCAUAUACACACACAUAUAUAUGUGUACUUCGGCAGUAGACAACAGAGUUUUGGGGUAGAUUGGUACAGUGUUGUUUUGGGCUCAUUUGCCUUCAUCCGGCCAGUCGUAACCCUGACAUCCGACUGCGACAGCAAACACAAACAUGUGCGCAUACAUAUGCGACAGAUGGUCCACCACCACCGUCAUAAGUAGUUUAUUCAGUUGACAUUCAUUAUUGCCUCACCUCGCUAAAAAUAAAGUAUUCCAUCAUUCAUAAAUGGUCACACACCGUCUCGUUGGCUUCUCGAAUCAAACCGCCUGGAUAUAUAUAUAUAUAUAUAUGCAUUGGGAAGAUGGAAUUCUUUGGGAAACAGGAAACUUUAUUGUGAGAAUUUUCGAGAGUAGUUCUACAGCUGGUCUUCAGACAACGCGGCAUUUCCUUAUUGGACAGGCGCCAACAAUGUGAGUGUUUUCCCAUGCAAAUUUGCGCCCAGUGUCCAGUGUGUGAAUGGCCACCUGGGAUAGAUGGUCGAGUCUCUUUACCGCUAACUGAUGUUCAGGUAUACGGGUUGAGACAGAUUUCCCAGUCUGGCCACAAAAGACGGCAUCACAACUAGAACCUGGGAUUUCGUAGACAAAUAAACAAGUACACGAUACGCGCAGCACACCAGCCGGCAACUACCAUACGCACACAGAUUGUACACCCUAAGGACAGGGUUGGCUACCUCGAAAGAAAAUGCGUUGUCUAGUGGCUGGUAUUCAAGGCCUUCUCAGAAUAGACUGAUAUGUUUAUUCACCAGUAGUGGGCCCUUUUCUGUCUUAAACAAAAUUCAAAGGCGGAAGAAGUCAAUGCAAGAGGACAGUACAUAUUUUAGUCAAAAUUUAUUCAAACUACGAUAGCAUUUAGCAGAUCCAACGGAGAGAGAGGGAGAAGUAAAUACUAUGGGCCUCAGAGGCUACAUCGUGGGUCGCAUUAAAUUCACCACCUGCGACCACCGCCGCCACCCCAGCGACCACCACCACCACCCCAGCGACCACCACCUCGAACACCAGUCAAUGGGAUCUCCUCCUCCACAUGAGAGUGUUC
Molecule: messenger RNA, 3766 nt
Organism: Spirometra erinaceieuropaei
Lineage: Eukaryota; Metazoa; Platyhelminthes; Cestoda; Diphyllobothriidea; Diphyllobothriidae
Source: the annotation of a GenBank genome assembly